Molecule: messenger RNA, 2593 nt
Organism: Plutella xylostella (diamondback moth)
Lineage: Eukaryota; Metazoa; Arthropoda; Insecta; Lepidoptera; Plutellidae
Gene: Vps53
Product: vacuolar protein sorting 53
Biological process (GO): retrograde transport, endosome to Golgi
Cellular component (GO): GARP complex
Source: RefSeq, a predicted model, not a curated record
UUUUCAAUCUGCAAAAGGCAACAAAUCCGAAUAAAAUAAAAAUAAUCAAAAAAACGCCUGUAAACUCCAAUUUUUACGGAUAUUUACUGAAAAAUGGAUUCCAGUGAGGUGUCGGACGAGAAGGAGAUCGGCCCGGAUGUGCAGAUCAACUUCCCGGAGUCCGUGAUGAGCCGCAUCGAGGAGAUGAUGGGAGAAACGGAGCAGUUUGAUAAUACUGAGUUCUCAGCGGUGGCGUACAUCAACGCGCUGUUCCCCACGGAGCAGUCGCUGGCCGGCGUGGAGGCGGCGGCGGCGCGCGCGCAGUACCGCCUGCACCGCGCCGCGCAUGCGCUGCAGGAAGCUCUGCAAGGGGCGGCUCGAGGCGGCGAGGGGGCGGCGGCGGGGCAGGGGGCGCGCGCGCGGGGGCGGCAAGCGCUCACUGAUGCGCAGACGGUCAUACAGGAACUGGCUUCACAGGUAUCGGACAUCAACGGUCGCGCAUCCCGCUCCGCCGCUGCCGUGCGCGAGAUCACGCUCGAGAUCAAGCAACUGGACCGCGCCAAGGUGAACCUCACCAUGGCCAUCACCGCGCUCAACCACUACCACAUGUUGUGCGGGGGCGCCGACACGCUGGGGGCGCUGACGCGGGGGCGCGAGUACCGCGCGCUGUUGCCGCCCCUGCAGGCCAUCAUGGAGGUGUUGCAGCACUUCGAGGGCUACCAGGACAUCCGGUCGCUGAACGCGCUGCGCGACCGCGUGACCGCCAUCCGGCAGACGUUGGCCGACCAGAUCUACCAGGACAUCAAGGACGCCUUCACAGCGGGGUGCAAGCGCACGGUGCCGCUGAAGACGGUGAGCGAGGCGGCGGCCGUGCUCGACGUGCUCAACGCCACGAACAAGCGCGAACUGCUCGCCUGGCUCGUGGACCAGCAACUGCAGGAGUACCAGCACCUGUUCGCGUCCAACCAGGAGGUGUCGUGGCUGCCGCACAUAGAGCAGCGCUACUCGUGGCUCAAGAAGCUGCUGCUGGCGCUGGAGACGCGCGCCGCGCUGCCCCCGACCUGGCGCCUCAGCGAGCGCAUCGCCACCAAGUUCUGCGAGAUCACCCGUCGCGACUUGUCGUCGCUGCUGGCGGCGCGGCGCGCGGAGCUGGACGUGAAGCUGCUGCUGUUCGCCGUGCAGCGCACCGCCAACUUCGAGCUGCUGCUGCACAAGCGCUUCAACGGUCCAGAGGAGAGUACGGAAGCGCCGCAAGAGACCGCUGAAGCCGAUCCGGACAUCGUCAGUUCGUGGCUGGGCGCGAUCGGCGCGUGCUUCGAGCCGCACCUGCCGCUGUACGUGGCCUCGCUCGAGCAGAGCCUCGCCAGCCUCAUGGAGAGACUCAUUGAGGAGUCCCGCGCGCCCCCCGCCCCCGCCGCCCCCGCGGACGCGCUGGCCCCCGCCGGCGCCGUGUUGUCCUCCUGCGCCGACCUGUUCCUGCUGUACAAGAAGUGCCUCGUGCAGUGCGCGCAGCUCACCACCGGCCAGCCCAUGCUGCAGCUGUGCGGCGUGUUCCGCGCGCAGCUCGCGACGUACCUGCGGGCCGUGCUGGCGCCCUCCCUCCCCGCGCCCGCGCGCGCCCCGCGCCCCGCGCUGCUGCGGGAGGCCAUGGCCACCAGACUGACUAAACAAGAAGUGGCGGCCGUGACCCGCGUGAUCUCGACGUGCGAGUACUGCGUGGAGACCACGGUGCACCUGCAGGCCAAGAUGAGGGAGAAGAUCACGCCCGCGCUCGCCGACCAGGUCGACUUCACGCCAGAACAGGACUUGUUCCACAAGAUGAUCGACAACUGCAUCCAGAUGCUCGUCCAAGACCUGGAACUAGCUGUAGAGCCGGCUCUGACCGCCAUGUCGCGCGUGUCCUGGCUGCACUUCGACACGGUCGGGGACCAGAGCUCGUAUGUCACUCAGAUCAUCAUGCACCUCAAGAACACGGUCCCGCUCUUACGCGACAGCCUCGCUUCCUCACGGAAAUAUUUCACCCAGUUCUGCAUCCGCUUCGCCAACUCUUUCAUCCCCAAAUUCAUUCAGAACAUCUACAAGUGUAAACCAAUCUCGACGGUCGGUUCGGAGCAGCUGUUGCUAGACACGCACAUGUUGAAAACCGCUUUAUUGGAAGCGCCAUCUUUCGGCUCCGAAGUGAAGCGGCAAGCGCCGCACACGUACACUAAAGUGGUCAUAAAACUGAUGACGAAAGCCGAAAUGAUUCUGAAGCUGGUGAUGGCGCCGUUAGACUCAUCAAACCCGGAGCUGUUUGUGAGUCAGUUUGUUCAGCUGCUCCCUGAAGGGACGUCCCAGGAGUUCCAUAGAGUUCUGGACAUGAAGGGCGGCAAGCUGGCGCGGACGCAGCUGGCGGAGCUGGACGCGCUGUUCAAGAAACAUGCGCAGGCGCAGGCGGACAAACUGCAGGGGAUACAGUGAGCCAUUGAAGCAGGUUGUAAGACGAGUGUAAUAAGUGAAGUUAUGAAUGUGUAGUAACGUGGGGGUUUGCUCUUGUGAGUACACGUUGGGAUCAUGAAGUGUUAUUUGAUGCUUUUCGGAGGUGAGAAUGAUGCAAUUGAUGUAUUAAAAGGUG